Messenger RNA from Mya arenaria, 1809 nucleotides. RefSeq lists its product as uncharacterized. The coding region runs from base 198 to 1217 and encodes 339 amino acids. The record is from RefSeq and is a predicted model, not a curated record. Lineage: Eukaryota; Metazoa; Mollusca; Bivalvia; Myida; Myidae. The transcript is spliced from 5 exons.
AUACGGCUGAUCCAUGGGCAUGAGCUGUUUGAUGUUUACGUUGGUGUUACGAGAGAAAGCUGCUGGAAACUGAGACCGUUGCAUUCGGAGGAUACAGACGAGGAAGACUUCACGAGAAGCUGACAAUUAGUAGCAAACGGAUUGAAGAUGGACAAAAGAUAAUAAUAAGAUCCAGGCCCACCACAGUGACAAGCGUGAUGGACCUUCGUCGUAUCGUUUCUUCUGACGAGAGAAUGGAAACAUGCAGGGAAUUAACUGAACUUCUAACGAGGGAGCUUCCAUCAAGUGAAGGAACAAUCAAAAUGUCUAUGAACGUCCUACAAGACAAAUCAAUAUAUGGACCCGAAUUCAGUGAGUGGAAAAAAGAUGGAACCAAUCCCGAUGAAACCCCGACUAUCAAGUGUGUAGGUGAAAUAGAGCUGGUGGACAGACACGGGAAAAAGGAAGUCGGUUAUAUAUUCGCAAUGGCUGUUGUAGGAGACAGGUUCCUGGUGGCAGUAGAUUUAUACAAACGUCCGUGUUUGCGAUGUUUUGAUGUUGAUAUUGGGAAACAAGUAGGGCAUUGUGCCUUUGAUACUGGGGCCAGACCUACGGGCUUAACGACAAUACCUGGUAAUCGUGUGGCAGUAACUUUACCUUAUAGUGUAUGGUUUUUACGUGUGACUGAAAAUGGUGACUUGUCGUCUGAAAAUCAAAUGAAGGUUAACAAAAUAUACCAAGGAAUAGCAUCCUGUGGUGACAACUUGAUUGUUUCUUACAAACAUCCUGACCCAGGAGUACGAAUACUGGAUAUGAAGGGGAACGUGUUAAAGGAGUUUGAAAAAGACUAUGACGAUGAGAACCUGUUCGAGUGGCCUAAUUGCAUGGCAGUAGGCCCUGACCACAGCACCAUAUACAUCACUGAAAAGGGGAACAAGUCGGUGACUGCCCUCACCAUGGAAGGCCAUGUUGGCGGUGUUGUGGUUGUUAAGGAACUAGAACCUUUCCCAACAUAUAUAACUGUGGACUCUGGAGGUCGAGUUUACGUGUGUGGAUUCGACACUGUUUUUCUGGUGUCCUUUGAGUCAGGCACCGUCAUCCCGCUGCUGGAUAAAAGGAACGGUAUAACGAAUUCACGCUGUAUGUCUGUCCAUGAUCAAACACGCCAUCUGUACGUGGGGUCAUGGUACAGCAAUGUGAUUAUGGUAUUCGAAAUGCCAAAACUGGCCACGGCUUGAUAAGAAAAUAUGGGAUAAUAUGAGUUAUUUCUGGUUUUAACAUACAAAUACAGAAGUAAUGAAUGUUGUAACAUCAUUUGCAAAGAACGUUUAACCUUUAUUGAUAACAGUUCAUUAAAUGUUACUUUAAAAGAUCGAAGGCAUUUAUUUACAUUUGAAAGAGCCAUAAUGUGGGUAAACAAAUUACUUAUAAAACUUUGAAAUCAAACCUAAUGGUGUGUUCGUUUUUGUAUUGUGAACAAAAAAUAUUGUCUUAAUACGGGUUUGUGUGUUUUUUUACAAUAUAGCGGUUUAUUGAUAAUAAAACCAUUGUGCAUUUUUUAAUAACAUCCUUUGAAUACUGCUUUCUUUUUGCAAAUAUAUGUACGUAUUGUUCCGCUAGACUGUAACAAUGUGUCGAGAUAUUGUCACAGCUUUGGUAGCGACGUCGAUAUCAUUGUCAUCUAAAAAAAUUCGGGGGCAAUCGCUCAGAAGCCAUUGAAGUAUAAUAUACUUCUGUAUAUUUUUUAUGAUCCUAGUAUCCUUUUAUAUAUUUUGAAUGAUUUUGUACUUCUGUAUUAUUUUGAACGGUUUUGUACUAUAUGUUUGACUG